AUGUCUCUGCUGGCUACUGUACUGGUAUUCUGGGGUUUCAGACUGGACCCAGGAAAUACUCUAAUGCUUGAUUCUGGCAGUGAACUGGAACUAUGAGCAGAGCCUCAGUCCCUGCAGGAACCCUGGGCAAAUCAACUGCACAGACCAGCGUCAGACCCAAUUCUUUCCAGGGUUCAAGGGACACUACCAGCCCCAGUACUUACUGCAGAGCCAUCGAGUCGGAACCUUGAGCCUGGUUCAACGGUAAAGCUUCGAUGUACUGCACCCAAGACCGACCUGCGCUUUGGCCUGCAACGCCAGGGCAAACCGGAUUUAGUUGUGGUGCAAACGCUGAAUUCAUCUGGGACCGAAGCUGUCUUUGAGCUGCACAAUAUCUCAACAAUAGAUUCUGGCAACUAUAGUUGUAUCUACAUGGAACAGGCACCGCCCUUCUCGAGAUCUGCGUCCAGUGAGCCCUUGGAGCUGCAGGUGAAUGGGCCACCACCCAAACCAAGGCUGGAAGCUCUAUGGAAAGGCAAGGUGCGUCGGGGCCAUGAGGCUGGCUUUCGAUGCCAUGGCCACGUGCCCAAGGUCAGCAUGCGUCUGAUACGUGAUGGCUUUAAAAUACCCUUCUGGAUAACCUCAACAAGAAGCAUCUCGGCUUAUCUGAAGCUGCCCGCCGUUGGACCCCAACAUGUAGGCAACUACAGCUGCAGCUAUAGUGCCCAGUCGCCCUUCACGUUUGAAUCAGGGAUCAGCGAUCCUGUGGAGCUUAUGGUAGAUUAG
Messenger RNA from Arvicanthis niloticus (Nile rat), 765 nucleotides. The record is from RefSeq and is a predicted model, not a curated record. NCBI's taxonomy places the organism in Eukaryota, Metazoa, Chordata, Mammalia, Rodentia, Muridae.